Molecule: messenger RNA, 4780 nt
Organism: Penaeus chinensis
Lineage: Eukaryota; Metazoa; Arthropoda; Malacostraca; Decapoda; Penaeidae
Product: synaptosomal-associated protein 25-like
Exons: 9
Coding region: 16-681 (221 amino acids)
Biological process (GO): synaptic vesicle priming; synaptic vesicle fusion to presynaptic active zone membrane; exocytosis
Cellular component (GO): plasma membrane; SNARE complex
Molecular function (GO): SNAP receptor activity; syntaxin binding
Source: RefSeq, a predicted model, not a curated record
GAGACAACCGCAAGAAUGCCUAAGAUGGAACAAGACAACAUGCCUACGGAGACAAUGGGUGAUGGCGCUGGUGAACCCAGGACAGAGCUGCAGGAGUUGCAGUUCAAGUCCAACCAGUGCACAGAUGACACCCUUGAGUCAACUCGGCGUAUGCUGUCACUAUGCGAGGAGUCGAAGGAAGCUGGUAUCCGAACCCUCGUUGCUCUGGACGAUCAGGGCGAGCAACUGGAUCGCAUCGAGGAGGGAAUGGACCAGAUCAACUCCGACAUGAAAGAAGCAGAGGAGGCACUGACGGGGAUGGAGAAGUGCUGCGGACUCUGCGUCCUGCCUUGCAAUAAAUCGUCCUCACAGUUCAAGGAAGACGAAUCCACCUGGAAGGGCAAGGAGGAUGGAGUGGUCAGCUCGCAGCCCCAGCGUGUCAUGGACGACCGCAACGGCAUUGGAGGAGCUGGCGGAUACAUUGGACGCAUCACCAAUGAUGCCCGUGAAGAUGAGAUGGAGGAUAACAUGGGCCAAGUCAACACCAUGAUUGGCAACCUCCGCAACAUGGCCAUUGACAUGGGCUCAGAAAUCGAAAACCAGAACAGACAAAUUACAAGAAUCAACGCCAAGGCGGAUUCAAACACGGUGAGAGUGAAUAUGGCCAACGAGAGGGCUGGCUCUCUGCUGAAGAACGCAUAAACAGAGAGAAAACAGCUAUACCUUUCCCUCAGGCGCAGUCAUCCCGGGCCAGGCUAACAUCUUUUGGAUGAUGUGCUUAAGACUUUUAAAGAAGAAGAAAAAAGCAUGUAUAACCUAUUAUCCAAUUUUUUGGAAGUCCUAAAAGAUCCCAUAUCCAAUCAGAUGUUGUGUUCAGUACUUGUUAAACCAGUGCCAGUCUUGCUACUUGUGAUCCAAUUUCAGUAACUUGAUAAUGGCAUGCAGAAAAACUGGUUGAUUUUAUUUAGAAAACCAGAUUUCUAUAUAUAUACCUAUAUAUAUCCAGCCUUCCAAAUAAUUACAAAAAACAGUACUUCAUUAGUAAUACGCAUGUACAAUUUGUUAUACAUAUAUAUACAUAUAUAAAGGUAAUAAUGUUUCCCCAGCUGUGCGAAAAUAGGGACGAUCCUUCAGAAAAUCCCUCUCAGCAAGUCUGGCCCCUUGCCAAAGGGAACUCUACUGUUAUACUUUUCCCUUGUGUAGAGAUCUGGGACUUGUUUUGUUAUUGUUAAAUGUCAUUUGUUAAUUUUGUAGGUAUAGUAAAAAAAAAAAAAACAUCAUCAAAGACAUCUAAAAGAAAAAUUGUUGUUUCUUUUAUUCUUUUUAAGAAAUAAAUUUUUUGACCUUCCUGUUGACCAAAAUCAUUCAUCAUCUUUUGAUUGUAUAGUCUGUCUCCUAUAUUAUUUUCUUUAUUUCUUUUAGCACAUAAACUACUGAUCAUUUAUUUAUAAUUUUUAAACCUUCAUUUCAUAAUGCGUAAUCAACUAUCCAGAUAUGAGCAUUUACUGUAUCUGAUAUUCAUCUAUGUACCUUUGUUGUUACAAGCAAAUUUCAGCUUUACUGCUGGUCCUAGCAUAGGAACCCACGCAUGUUUUCUUAAAGCGAAAUGUUCCUUGUGACAACACAGUUUAAGACCAGUCUAGUAGCCUCUUAUCAAGGAGAGAUAAGCAACUGUGAGUCUUCAUCACCUUUUUAAUGUAACUUUUUCCAUGGACAUAGAAACCAGUUAUGUUAGAGGUGGGAUCAAGGCUCAUUUUAGCUGUUCACAUCUCAAAUUCAUCAGACCUACUGUAGUAGUUGCUGUUUGGCCCAAUAUAGUUGAAAAUAACCACAAACUUCUGUGUCUUCGCCUUAGAGUCAUAUCCGUGGCUUGCUUUGUUCCCCUUUUACUCUUGUGAAAUGGGGGAUCCCCAAUUCCAGCUACACAAUCUCCUCCUUUAGAUUCUUUUCCUUUCGUUUAAAGUUCCUAGACCAUUGCUUAAUUGUUCAAGUUGGUUAGUUCUCAAUUGUGCCUACUUCUUGAUUAGAUUUCUUCUUUAAUUCACCGAGUUCUCUUGGGGAAAUUCUGGUAGCUGGAAAAGAAAGCUCUCCCUAAUGUGCAUAUUGGUAAGAAGGAAUAGAUGUAUGAAGCAAGCCCUCUUUUUAAAUUUAAAAACAAAUUUUGCUAUGUGGUAGCUUGAAGAUGCAGGCAGUUGAGACAGGACAGUGAUGAACCUUGUGGAAAUUGAGUCGAUUCUGAAGACAAAAACCUUUUUGAUUCGGACAGUUACUAUUGCUGUCUCAAGCAGCAUAUUUUGUUGUAUACUAUGAUGAUGAUAAUAAAGGAAAUUUAUCACCUAACUAUGUAACUGAUUACUUAGUCAUCAAUAAUCUUGCAAGAUUCAAAAUAAAUUGCACUUCACUGCUUGACUCAACUCUAUAUUAUCAAGACAAAGUUUAUGUGACAAUUAGACUAUCUUGGAAGAUCACACUGAAUAGUGUUACAUCAUUUCCUGAAACAUUUUUGUCUCAGUUUUGACUGAUAGAUGAAACCAGAUUCUUAUUUCAGUAGGACAUCAAAGUUGUCUUGCCAUAAGUUUGAAAGAUCUUCUGGUACUUGUAGUAUUAAACAAAAUGCUUUUUAAUUACUGUCUAAGUAAAAAAGGAGAAGUUUUCAAGAAUAAAUAAGGCAUAACAUUUUUCAAAAUAUUUACUGAGAUAUUGGAGGAGUACAAUAAAUUAGUUGGGCCAUGUGGUGGGCUUAGGAGAAAUGGUAUAGGAGGUUGCACAUUAUGUGUCUUUUGUUACAAACCAGUUUUUAAAAUUUGUGUAUCAUUACUCUUAACGUAUCAGUAUUAAGGCUACUGAAUGCAGAUAAACUCAUGGAUUUUCAAAUACUUUAUGUCUGGAUUGAGAUUGGUAUAGAUUUUGUACAAGCAGGUGUUUCCUUUAAAGUGACACGUGGUUGUAAGCUGUGAUACUCUACCUGGGUUUGAACAUGCAAGUAAACAAAUUCACAUGUUAGGCCAUAUCAAAACUAAUGAAAGGGUAAGAUUUUUUGUAGACAAUUUUUGUAGAUCUCUUUGCAUGUCAUUUUUGGUAGGCACUGAAAUCUUCGGUUCCAUCAAUUUUUUUGUUCUAUACGUCUUUUUUCCAGAAAUUUAGACAGUCCACAGUUAAUUUGAAUAUCAUGGUGAUAAGUCACGUUGCAGUUGUGUGCAAGCUAAUGAGAAAUGCUCCACUUAAGUGCAUGCCGUGGUAUAUAUAUAUAAAAAAAAAGUUAAAACCAUAAUUGGUUGCAGUGCUAGGUUGUUGUUGUUGCAACUUUCUCUAACUUACUCACAUGCCACCUAUAUUGAUUUAACUCCCACUAGUUAAUAAUGAAUGCGACUGAGGUAGCGUUUGGAUUAGCAGGUGGCAUUUGAGAUUGCAGGUACAAAGUAGGAAAUUCAGGAAUGUAAACCGUGGAAAUUACUUUGUACAGUGCAGUUUAGUAUGGCAAGGUAUUUACUAGGGUUUACAUAUUCAGUGUCAUCUUACUUUGCCUGUAAAGUUGAGUGAUACCUAACUCAAUGGAAGUUUUGUAGGCUUGAAUUCUGUACACUUGUAAAUAAAGGUUUGCAAAUGUAGAGCAAGCUUACAUUACUUUUGACUGGAGAUGCCUUUUCAAGUGAGUAUAAAAUCCUCCUAUGGUGUAGCAUAGGAGCAAACUAUCCACAGCACAAUAUGGUGGCAUAUCUAGUAUUUAGCCAUAGAUCUUCAUGUCCUUUUCUAUUGUGAUUUGUGUCCUAGUGGUUUGUAAUAAGCAGAGAAGGCCCACCCAUUUUUUUCUUGUGUAUCUUCUCUGUGUUGGUUUAUCCCAAAAUGAGUGGAUGGGAACUCUUAUAAUGGAUUGUGGAGCACCCUAGUUUUCUUUUUAUACAUUGAAUAAUUAAGAAGUGUGUAGGCUUGGAAGCAGUGCAUUUAGAUGGUUGGUUGUAGCUGCAGCCUAGAGGAGUCCUUAAUUUUGAUUUCCAUUUAGUCUGUCGAAUUCACUUAUAACCUUGGUUAAAUCUUGAUUUUCAUUUGUCUAUGCAGUAAAUAAAGGAGUGGAGGAGAGAGUACAUUGUUACCACAAAAGCCCAACCAAACCAUCAUUGGUUGUUAUGCAUAAUACAAAUAAAGAGAAGGUAGAAGAAAAAAAUAAAAAAAAAGGUCCCCCACAUGUUCCAGACAACCAUGCACUGCCUCCAUAUACAUCACACUGCAUGUUGAUGGGCUGCUCCUUCCCAGAUACCACUUGACUUUUUUCUCUCCAUGCUCCCCUCUGGAAUCAUUAUGUAUCAUCUCAUCGGCUGUUUCUCUCUCCAAUGUUUUUUUUUUCCUUUUUUUUUUAUCAGACGAUCUUUCUUUUUCUCUAUUGUUAAACUAUAAUUGAACAAGUGAGGAACAUAUAAAUGUUAAGAUUUCUACUUUCAGUCAUUCCAAAAAAUGUUGACCAUGGAUGUUUACUAGAAAUGUAAGCUAUGUUUUGAAAUGAUGUGCUCAUUGAUUUAUACUUUUAGGAUUAAAAUAUUACAUAGGGGUUUGAAUCACAAAAAAUAGUUGGUUUUGAUACUGGGCUGGAAGAAUCUGAUAGUAUGUUGUAAAUUCAGCUAUGCAUAUAUUCAAAAGUAUUUAUGCUCUCCAAACUAAUAAUUGGUCUUUAACAGUGUGUACUUUGAGGAGUAAAAGUAGGUAGAGGGAAAAGAAGUCUAAAUUGUGAGUACUUUUUUCCUGGUUUUCUCAUAGGGGAGCAUCCGUUAUAGUACAUACGUAUCAUUUAAUAAAGAUGUAAACAAAA